AUGAUUCCCGUUGAAAACUUCUACUUCUGCAAUGUGAGCAAGCGCCGCAGAACCCAUCCCGUUCGCCGCGCCAGAGCUGAGCAUAACCGUGCGGGUGCUGCUCCCGCAGCGAUAGGAACAGGCCUGGGCAAUCUGGCCGUGCUGAGCAACGAUGUCGUGCUCUUCAUUCUCGAGUGCUGCGACUUCAAGACCUUGAAAACGUUGAUGGCAAUCCCCUCAUUCGCCCGGCUGAUCCAGAGGCACGAGGCCAACAUCUGCAAGGGCCUGCUGCGAGCGCGGCAUCUCGACGAGGCCGUCAUCAAAGGGGGCUAUGUCGUCGACUCACUCCGUUGCAGAUGCGGAAACCCGUGUGGACCGCAGUGGCUCCUGCCCGUCGACGCCCUGUUGGCGGUCCAUGCCAUCGAGGAGCGCGCCAGGGUUGUCGAAGGCGUCCUGGACAGCGACAACUACUUCAUGGGAAUGGACAGCGAGUGGCCGCGACUCGACAACGCGGAGCAGCGCGAGAAGACGAGGGAGAUGCUGCGCGAGGGCAUCCGGAUCUGCGAUCGCCUAGGGGACUUCGAAGGUGGGGUCAUCGACCACGCAAAUGCCAAGUUUCCCAAGGACAGACGCCUCCCGCUGACCAACCUUGAGCUCGAGAGCGGAGUCGCGAUCCCUCACUAUCCCGCGACGAAGCACACGUCCCGCGUACCGACGGCCGGCGAAAUAGAGAAGAGGAACUACGCUCGAUGGCGUCUCCGAAAACUUCAGAGUGAGUUCAUUCAGUCUUGCAGCUUAUAUGAUUUGUGCUGCCUCGUGCUGCUGCUCGAGCUCGCAAGCAAGUACGGCGUGCCAACUGGCCCGGCCGGCCCGUACUCGAGUGGCACGAACGAAUCGAUCCUGCGUCACGGGAGCUGGUUCCUGGCAAGCUGGGCCCAGACCAAGAAACACCACUGCUUUGGUCAGCACUCAUAUGCCAGCGAAGUUUCCUCUGCCGCGCACAGAGACUUGAGCAAAUGCACAGUGGGCCGAGGUCUCAAGUGGGCCGGCAUCAGGCAAGACGAGCUCACGGUGGUCCUGGGGAAGGAGCUGCGAGACAGACUCGGCUAUCCGCUUGGAGAGGAAGGCAUGGAGACGGAUGUGUUGGCAAGAAUCGACGAGCUGAUUCGGGGCCCGCAGACGGACGAGCCGAAGACCUCUAUGUUUGAUGAGAAGCCGGUGCGACAGUAA
Messenger RNA from Purpureocillium lilacinum, 1209 nucleotides. RefSeq lists its product as uncharacterized. The record is from RefSeq and is a predicted model, not a curated record. Lineage: Eukaryota; Fungi; Ascomycota; Sordariomycetes; Hypocreales; Ophiocordycipitaceae.